This is a messenger RNA of Talaromyces amestolkiae, 1392 nucleotides long. RefSeq lists its product as uncharacterized. Gene Ontology annotation, biological process: L-glutamine metabolic process; L-arginine biosynthetic process; 'de novo' pyrimidine nucleobase biosynthetic process. The record is from RefSeq and is a predicted model, not a curated record. Gene Ontology annotation, molecular function: carbamoyl-phosphate synthase (glutamine-hydrolyzing) activity. The coding region runs from base 1 to 1392 and encodes 463 amino acids. Gene Ontology annotation, cellular component: cytoplasm; carbamoyl-phosphate synthase complex. Lineage: Eukaryota; Fungi; Ascomycota; Eurotiomycetes; Eurotiales; Trichocomaceae. The transcript is spliced from 2 exons.
AUGUUCGCUCAACUUUUCCGUUCGACGACUCUCCGAGCCACCCCGGUCGCCUCUGUAAAGGCAAGCCUUCCCCAGGUGCGGUCCAUGGCCACCGUUGACCGCCGACGCUUUGAACCGGCUACCUUUACGAUCCGAAAUGGCCCUGUCUUCCACGGCAAGUCCUUUGGAGCUAACUCAAACAUCUCCGGUGAAGCCGUUUUCACCACUUCCUUGGUCGGAUACCCCGAGUCUCUGACUGACCCUUCUUACCGCGGCCAAAUUUUGGUCUUCACACAACCUUUGAUCGGUAACUAUGGUGUGCCAUCAGCCGAAAAAGACACCAAUGGCUUGUUGAAGUACUUUGAGUCUCCCAACUUGCAGGCUGCAGGUGUUGUCGUUGCCGAUGUUGCUGAGCAGUACAGUCACUGGACUGCUGUUGAGAGCCUGGGAGAAUGGUGUGCUCGCGAGGGUGUCCCUGCCAUCUCAGGAGUUGACACCCGUGCUAUUGUGACAUUCUUGCGUGAGCAGGGUUCUUCUCUUGCUCGUAUCACUGUUGGCGAAGAGUACGAUGCAGAUGAGGACGAGGCUUUUGUCGACCCUGAACAGAUCAACCUGGUCCGUCAGGUCAGCACCAAGGCUCCCUUCCACGUCAGUGCUGCCAACCCUGAAUGUCACGUUGCCUUGAUCGAUUGUGGUGUCAAGGAGAACAUUCUCCGCAGCCUCGUUGGCCGUGGUGCGAGUGUCACUGUCUUCCCAUUCGACUACCCCAUCCACAAGGUGGCUCAUCACUUUGAUGGCGUCUUCAUCUCCAACGGACCUGGUGACCCAACUCACUGCCAGGAGACUGUCCACCAUCUGCGAAAGCUGAUUGAGACUUCUCAAAUACCUAUUAUGGGAAUUUGCAUGGGACAUCAAUUGCUUGCUCUUGCUGCCGGCGCCCGUACCGUCAAACUCAAGUAUGGUAACCGUGCUCACAACAUUCCGGCGCUUGACCUUACCACUGGUCGCUGCCACAUCACCAGUCAGAACCACGGUUAUGCUGUGGAUGCCGAUACUUUGCCCAGCGACUGGAAGCCUUACUUUGUCAACCUCAACGAUUCCAGCAACGAGGGUAUGAUUCACAAAUCUCGCCCAAUUUUCAGCGCCCAGUUCCACCCUGAAGCCAAGGGUGGCCCAUUGGACUCUUCCUAUUUGUUUGACAUCUAUCUUGACAGUGUGAACAAGUACAAGCAGAGCCAAAGCGUUUUCCAGCCCACCCGGGAAAGCCGCCCCAGUCCCUUGUUGGUCGAUCUGUUGCCCAAGGAACGUGUUGGUGUUGCGCCUACCACGGGUGCAUUGAACGUCGCUCGCACUCCAGCUGCACCUGCACCUGUUUCACAGCAUGCUCCUGCCGCUGCUGUUGCUGCUGCUUAG